AUGGCAUUGAGACUUGCAACACGGCGCUUUGCGCCUCAGGUCUUCCGACGAGGCAUGGCCACCACAAUUGAGCACACCAAGGAGCCCAUUUCCGCCGUAGCAGAGGCCACCUCGGCUUCCCGACCACCCAUACCAGCAAACAAGACCGGCACUGCACACGAGCCCAAGGCAGACGAGAACUCGCGCAUCAAGACAUUCCAGAUCUACAGAUGGAACCCAGAUGAGCCCGCGAGCAAGCCAAAGAUGCAGUCGUACACACUGGACCUGAACAAGACCGGACCAAUGAUGCUGGACGCGCUGAUCAGGAUCAAGAACGAGGUGGACCCAACCUUGACAUUCCGAAGGAGUUGCAGAGAGGGUAUCUGCGGCAGCUGUGCGAUGAACAUCGAUGGUGUGAACACAUUGGCAUGUUUAUGCCGUAUUCCCACAGAUACCAAAACAGAGUCGAGGAUCUACCCACUACCGCACACAUACGUCGUCAAGGACCUCGUGCCCGAUCUUACACAAUUCUACAAGCAAUACAAGUCGAUCAAGCCAUACCUGCAGAGGGAUACAGCACCAGCAGAUGGCAAGGAGGUCCGCCAGUCAAAGGAGGACAGACGCAAGCUCGACGGUCUGUACGAGUGCAUUCUCUGCGCAUGCUGCAGCACAUCUUGCCCUUCAUACUGGUGGAACAGCGAGGAGUACCUUGGUCCAGCCGUCCUGCUGCAGUCGUACCGAUGGAUCGCCGAUUCGCGUGACGAGAAGACCCUCCAGCGCAAGGACGCUUUGAACAACAGCAUGAGCCUUUACCGAUGCCACACGAUCCUGAACUGCAGCAGGACGUGCCCGAAGGGUCUCAACCCUGCACUUGCAAUUGCAGAGAUUAAGAAGAGCAUGGCUUUUGCAUAG
Molecule: messenger RNA, 891 nt
Organism: Fulvia fulva
Lineage: Eukaryota; Fungi; Ascomycota; Dothideomycetes; Mycosphaerellales; Mycosphaerellaceae
Product: Succinate dehydrogenase [ubiquinone] iron-sulfur subunit, mitochondrial
Exons: 2
Coding region: 1-891 (296 amino acids)
Biological process (GO): aerobic respiration; respiratory electron transport chain; tricarboxylic acid cycle
Cellular component (GO): mitochondrial membrane
Molecular function (GO): 2 iron, 2 sulfur cluster binding; electron transfer activity
Source: RefSeq, a predicted model, not a curated record